Molecule: messenger RNA, 1020 nt
Organism: Sitodiplosis mosellana (orange wheat blossom midge)
Lineage: Eukaryota; Metazoa; Arthropoda; Insecta; Diptera; Cecidomyiidae
Exons: 4
Coding region: 329-823 (164 amino acids)
Cellular component (GO): membrane
Source: RefSeq, a predicted model, not a curated record
UUCAACAAAAACAAAUCGUCAUAUUUCAAGCCAUGACCAACAACUAAAAAAAAAUUCUGAUUAGACUGCGCAAUGUGCAACGCUAUUUUCUUGGUCAAUAUUUAUAUUUCAUUUGAAUAAAACCAUUUGAAGCGUCGAUUAAAUCAAUUAAAAAAUUGAAAUGUUUGUGAUACAACCUAUCACAAGUUUAAACUUGAAAUUUGAUUUUAGUCUUACUUCAAUUUCUGAUGAAAUAUUUUAUUUUGGUUUUUUAUCUGCUUCAAAACGAAUUGGUUGAGAUAACAUUUGAAAGUAAUCACAUUAGAGAUUUUGAGGUGCAUUUGUCAACAUGAAUUUGAACUAUUUUACAACGAAAUCGGGCUUAUUAAAAGUUGGCCAAAUUGUUGUUGGAAUCAUUUGUUUUGGUCUUAUUAUUGGCAGUUUCAAUAAAUUGGAUGUGUCAAUCCAAGGUGUAGAUCCAAAAACUGAUGCAAGCAUAGAUGUCGGUAUCAAGAAUAUCAGUAUCUCUUUUACGGCAUGGCAUCUAUUCUUUGAUAUAACAGUUAUAAUGUCGCUGGUUAACUCAAUCGUUUUGAUUGUUUCGAUUGUCGGUUUGGGUUUGUUCAUUGAUUGGAUUGAUGUGAUUUACAAUGUAAUUGCUGUUAUUUUCUACGGAAUCGCAUCACUAGGCCUUUUAGUUCAUGCCAAUCCAACCGGCUACAACAAUUUGUAUGAAAACGCAUCGGUCCAUGGUAUACUAAUGGCUGCUGGAAUCUUUGGCAUUUUGAACGGAUUACUUUAUGCUGCGAGUGUAUUUUGUCGCAAACCAGCUAUGACUACCUGAACAGAUGACAAUUUUCUCAAUGGCACCGCUCAUGGAUAUGCGUAAAAUGCCCGUGUGCAACUGACUUCAAAUGCCCUUUCACUUCAUUCAGCUAAAAAAAAAAAUGCAACAAUGUGGACCAUUCUUAUCACUAGAUGUUAUUUUAUCAACACCAAAUAUAUGUUCGAUUUUCUGUAAAGCGCAAUAAAUACUUAAUA